AUGGAGCCGCUCACGUCGUGCCUCACGACGAUCACCACGUCCGACUUUGACUACGCGCUCUGCGUGAUGAACUCGGGCAUCUUCCAGCUCUCGCCCUCGGCCUUCACACUGCCCGAAGCGUUCUCGACCAUUCUCUCGCCGGCUCUCCUUGCGCCGCGUUUGAGCACUGCGACGCCCAUCACCGCCGUCGGCGCCUGUGCGCUCACGUGCACCGAACCGUCGCCGCUCUACACCUCCAGCUCGUGCUGCGCAGCCGCGCGCACCGUCUUUGACUGUGCACAGUCCAUACCAAUACCGCCAGCGACAACGUCGUCAACGGCAGUGAUACGCAACGUGACCGACUGCCGCGCCAUCGUCCACGCUACGAUCGCCGAGAGUCAGCAGUGCUCGCUCGCAGCCGGCAACAUCGUCCUGCUCGUCGUAGCAGCGCUCGCCGUGGCGCUCUUAAUCGCUGCGACCAUUGCCACGCGCCUCUACGCGAGGACCAAGCAAAAGGCUACCAGCGCUGCUCCAGAGUCUCGUGGAGCUGAGGAGGACCACGAGACGCUGGAACAGCGCCUCGCGGCCGUCGCGCGGCCGUCCACGUGCGGCGUUUUGCUCACGUCGUGGCGACAAGUGAGCAAUUUGCUCUGGAAGAACCUCGUGAUCCGACGGCGCAAGCCCCUGUCGUUCGUGCUCGAGCUCUUCUUACCCGUGCUGCUGGCGCUCGCGCUGGUCUUUAUUGCCAAUCUCGACACGAUCUUUGGCACGGGCGACCGCCGGAACAGGAGCUCGGCGUCGUCGACGGAAGCAGCCGCGGCGUCGACAACGUCCGAGACGAUCGUGUGCACGGCCCUGGAAACCACCGACUACGGCGGCUUGAGCACCAACAUGACCUUGUUCUACACGAGCGGACAAAGCGUCAUUGGCCUCUUUCUGCUCAUCUGCUACGUCAAGUUUGUCUCGACGACAACGACGACCAUGGUGAGUGAAAAGGAGACGCGCAUCCGAGAAGUGAUGAAGAUCAUGGGGCUCUCGAACUUUACGCUCCUGUGCUCGUGGUGCCUCACGACUGCCAUCUUGACCACGCCCCUCGCGUUCGUCAUUGCAGCUGAGCUCAAGUUUGGUCAAGUGUUCCCCAUGACAACGUACGCGACGCUCGUGUUCCUGUUCUGGACGCUGAGCUUGUCGAUCGUGGGCUUUAGCUACUGCAUUACGCCGUUCUUCAACAAGGCUCGCGCCGCUUCCAUCGCGUCCGUGCUGGCAUGGAUCUUGCUGUUCUUCCCCUUCUUGACCGUCAUGUCCAAGUCCAACGCGACCAAGUACCUCAGUGCGCUGGCACCGCCUACUGCCUUUGCGCUCGGCAUUGAUGACAUCGUGCGCCACGCGCAGCUCGGACGAGGAGUGGCAUACGCGAUAACGGUCACGGCAUCGCCUGUGACUGUGCCGACGGCAUUUGAAAUGAGCUGGUUCUUGAUCCUCGACUCGUUCAUUUUCGUCGCGCUUGGCUGGUACUUUGACAAUGUGCUUCCGCAAGAGUUUGGCAUCCGCAAGCCGUGGAACUUCCUCUUUACAAGAGACUUCUGGCGUCCGACGAGUUCGACAGCAGCCAUUUCCUCAGUCUCAUCGCCGCACCCGUACCGUACAUUCGCCUCGCCGCGAGAAAUAAGCUUAUCGCGUCCGAUGUCGACGAACGGAUCGAUCGUGAUGGUGAAGGAUCGACCUGGGCUUGUAGCUUGUGUGGAGCCUGUGGACGCCACGCUAUCAGCACAGGAACGGAAGGGAACGUGUCUCCAGAUCCGAGGUCUUCGCAAAGAAUUUGCAUCAGGUGGUGGCGGAGUAAACGUAGCAGUGCGAGGGCUCGACCUCACUCUGUACAACGGGCAGAUAUCUGCUCUGCUGGGCCACAAUGGCGCUGGAAAGACAACGACAAUCUCGAUGUUGACCGGUCUCAUUCCACCCACGUCGGGCAACGCAACGCUCUUCGGUCUUUCGUUUCGCGAACACCUGAACGAGCUGCGCCGGAUUAUGGGCGUUUGUCCUCAGCACGAUGUCUUGUUUGACGAAAUGACUGUGGAAGAGCACUUGUUAUUGUUUGGCACGAUGAAACACAUUCCGCGUGGUAGUCUGAAGCCAGAAGUGGAGCGAAUGAUUCGGGAAGUGGGUCUAGUGGAGAAGCGGAAAACCGCUGCGAGGAACCUGUCGGGUGGACAAAAGCGCAAAUUGAGUCUUGCGCUGGCGUUCAUGGGAGACAGCAAGCUUAUCUUUCUGGACGAGCCAACGUCGGGCAUGGACCCGUACUCCCGGCGGUUUACUUGGAAUUUGCUGCAGCGUAACCGCGACGACCGAGUCAUUCUGUUGACCACGCACUUCAUGGAUGAGGCCGACAUUCUAGGUGACCGCGUCGCCAUCAUGGCUGAUGGCCAGCUUUGUUGCGCCGGUACUCCCCUCUUUCUGAAAAAUUGCUAUGGUGCUGGGUAUCGUCUGACCAUGAUCCAAGCGCCCGGGUGUGAUGCUGAAGCCGUGGGCACCUUUCUACGCGGCUUCGUGCCUGAAGCAAAGUGCUUGAGCAACUUUGGUUCAGAGGUCGUGUUCCAGCUGCCAACGAAAUCAGUGGGAGUAUUUUCCACGAUGCUGCAAGCUCUCGACGAUGAGUUGCACCGUUUGCAUAUUGUUCAGUACGGUGUGUCCGUGACAACCCUCGAGGAAGUAUUCCUGCGCAUCGCACGUGAUCGAGAAGAAGAAGCCGCCAUCAAUGCUGCUGUCUGUAGCGUGGAAACAGUCGACCGAAUCCGCAAGACGUCAGCAAGCUCAGCGUAUUCGAGCGGCACGUUGACGAGCCCAAUGUCUGCUGAGAGUGCUGGCCGACCGACGCUGUGGACCCAGUAUACUGCACUGCUGACAAAGCGUUUGCGUAUUGCAAAGCGAGACACGAAAAACCUCCUGAAUGCUGUGUGCAUCCCGCUGCUUUUCCUGAUCAUCUUAGUGUUGCUCCCGGACAUCGAUGUGGCCAGCUUCCUGCCAGAUGGUACCUACGCGGAAAGCCUUGCAUCGCCGGCGCAACAAGCACAGUGCACGAGCGAAAGGUUUUCGCUAGUGCCUGCUACAAGCAGUUGUGACAGCUUUUCGUUUACCUACUGCAAGCUGGGCGUGAUCGAUUGCAGCGCCUCGACAUGCUGCGAUCCGAGAAACGUCCAGUCUCCGUACUAUGCGUGCAACACGUGUGAGGGCACUUCGUCGUCCAACGCAGUGACCCCGUGCUACAACAAGCACUGCCUCGACGACGACGGUGCAAGGCUUCAGGUUACUCUGUCCGCCUUUUUGACAGCUGUCGUAGUGAUGUUGGUUUUCGCUUUUGUUCCUGCUGCGAUUGUCGCCUUUAUCGUGCGCGAGAAGAGUCCGAACCAAAACGCGAAAAGUCUGCAGCUGAUUUCGGGUGCCAGUGCGUCAGCAUAUUGGUUGUCCACGUGGACUCACGAUUUCCUCAUCAUGGCAGUGACCGUCGUUGCCUCCGCCGUGAUGAUUCCUCUGUCAGAUCCAACGUUGGCAGGCACCGCGGAGGUAUGGGGAGUCUUUUGUCUGAUCGGGUCGCAUGCUCUCGCCGUGGUCCCGAUGGCAUACCUGUUUUCGUUCAAGUUCGAGAGGCAUGCUGUGGCACAGACGUCGCUGCUGGUUUUCGCUCUCUGCACGGGUGGAUUGCUGAGCAUUUUCUCGUUCAUGUGCAGAUUCAUCGACUUCAGGUUGACCUCAAGCACCUCGUCCAACUUAACCCUUCCAUCGCUCGACAGGAACUACCUGCGAUGGAUUUUCCUGCUUUUUCCAGGCUACGGCCUGAACAGCGGUAUCUACGAGCUUAGUACACGACAGCUGAGUCGACGCACGCUGCGCGGUAACGUCACCGAGGUCGUGGCCCCACCUUCCUUUUUCGGUCUCUGGGAAGGUCUUGGCACGGACUAUACGUGCGUCUCGUGCUGGGAUGCACCUGCCGAUACGCCCUGUUGCGAGCGCGGCGUCUUCGAUCUGGACGUCGCUGGGGCCCCCAUCGCCUAUGCUUUGGCCGAGUUUGUGAUCUUCAUGGUGCUGGUGUUUGUUAUCGAAAACGGCAGCUCGUCGUGGCGACCUGAACAGCGGCAAGACCGGCUUCGCAAUGAGGACGACGACGUGGCUGCUGAGCGCCAAAAACUCGAGCAGUCGCAGCCCACGCAGAACGACAGCGUCUUUAUCCGUAACUUGCGUCAUGAGUAUGGACGCAAAGGCAAGCUCGCGCUAGACGACUUGUGUCUCUCCGUGACAAAGGGAGAGUGCUUUGGGUAUCUCGGCAUCAACGGAGCUGGUAAGUCGACGACGAUGAAAGUGCUGACGGGUGAGAUGGCUCCAACGAACGGAUUCGUUACGCUGAGUGGAUACGAUUUGGCUCGCGAGCGCAACAAAGCACGAAGUGCGAUUGGAUACUGUCCCCAGUUCGACCCAUUGCAUGACUUGCUGACCGUGGAAGAGCAGCUUGAGCUGUAUGCUCGACUCAAGGGGAUCCCGAGUCACGGGGUGGACGAUGCGGUUGAUCAAGCUAUUGAGAACAUGGGACUCACUGAGUACCGGACCAAGCUGACGCGAGGGCUCAGUGGAGGCAACAAGCGCAAAGUGUCCACCGCCAUCGCCAUGAUUGGCAGUCCAAGCGUCAUCCUUCUUGACGAGCCUUCGACGGGAGUAGACCCAAGCUCUCGACGGAAAAUGUGGGACGUCAUUGCCAAUGUCUGCGCAGCGAAGAAGUCCUCUGUCAUUCUUACUACCCAUAGCAUGGAAGAAUGCGAAGCACUUUGCACGCGAGUGGGGAUCUUGGUGAAUGGAAAGCUGAAAUGCUUAGGAAGCGUCGAGCACCUGAAGCAGAAGUUUGGCCGAGGGUACAUCGUGGAGGUAAAGCUGCAGCAGCCACAUGCCUCUGUUCUGGCAUCAUUGCAGCAAGAUGUGCAUCGACUCCUCGGAGGCAACAGCCCUGGUAUCUCACGACACCAUGUUGUCAGCCUAUGUUCGUCACUCGGGUUUCCAGAGCGGGCGCAAGACAUCCUGGAAGGCGAGAACAAUGGCAGCGUCCUCAACAGCUACCUCGAGACGUCGGGCCUCGUCCCCAUUGACACCUUUUGCGCAUGGUGGGCCACCGAGAACAUGGACUCGACGCUGCAACAGUUCUUCCACGACAAGUUUCCAGGCUGUCAGCGUAUCGAACACCAGGGCGGCCACUUUCGUUUCCAAGUGCCAAAGCAGUCGUUGCGACCGCACGCGAUCUUUGGCCUCCUCGAAGAAAACAAAGACGUGCUGCACGUGAGCGAGUACGGCGUGAGCGCAACGUCGCUGGAAUACAUUUUCAACACAAUGGCUGCCGACCAAGAAGGGGCCGACGACAACGAGACAGCGCGAGAGGACCAGAAUCGUUCCUAA
This is a messenger RNA of Hyaloperonospora brassicae, 5412 nucleotides long. NCBI's taxonomy places the organism in Eukaryota, Oomycota, Peronosporomycetes, Peronosporales, Peronosporaceae. The record is from the annotation of a GenBank genome assembly.